This is a messenger RNA of Rotaria sordida, 489 nucleotides long. NCBI's taxonomy places the organism in Eukaryota, Metazoa, Rotifera, Eurotatoria, Philodinida, Philodinidae. The record is from the annotation of a GenBank genome assembly.
AUGGCAUUAAAUCAAGAAACUCCUAUAUAUGUCAACGUAAAACUUGAACAAUCUGACGUUUUUAUGAACAAAAUGUCAUCAAGUGAACAAUUUGAAGAAAUCGAAGAUGAUGAUAAACUUCAAUUAUUAUCAUAUCUUAUUAAUAAUCCCUCAACAUCUGAUAAGAAAAAAGCAAAAUGUCUUCAUCAACGUAUUAUUAUCAACUAUGAAAAUAAAAAUUGGCUAAAUGUAGUCGAUGACAUAAAAAUGUUCGAGGAAAUAAAUAAUUCUGGUGUAUUUUCAGUUUUAAAAAUUAAAGCUAGACUUCAUGAACAUUGUCGAAAAGCACGGCUCUCCAUCAUGAAAAUGAUGGAUAAUGGAAAUUAUUGUGAUGAACAUGAAAAGCUAUUUUACAAUAUAAGUCAAAAAAAUAUCGACGAUUUGAUCAAUGGUGAAAUGCCAAUACGUUGUCGAUCAGCAAAGAAAUCAAUCAAGCGAUUAACAAAAUAA